GGCCGCCUAAGGGUGAGGCGAGAAAGAGGCAGCGGCUGCCACCGGGGACCCCGCGCUGGGGAGAAGAGGAUGCCCGAGUGACUGGCUCGGUGUCGGGGCAGCCGCGCUGGAUUGAUUGCGCUGGGCGGGAGGGAGGGAGGGGAGGAAGGAAGGAAGGAAGGAAAGAAAGAGACCAAGCGAGCGAGGGACGAGCGGGCGGCGGCACCGGCACCACCACCACCACCACCACCAUGGGGGCCUGGCCAAGGACGUGGUGGCGGCGGCAGCGGCUGCUGAGCUCGCCUCGGCCGACGGCGACUGGCUUCUGGCGGUUGUGCUGGCUGCUGCUGCUGGGCGCCUGCCGGGGACUGCUCGCCUCAGCCUGCCCGCACACCUCGUGCGACUGCAGCCCCGAGCGGAUCUGGUGCACCGAACCGGCGUCGACCCUCGUGUCCUUCCCCGUGCUCGGCAAGCGGAGUGAGCGGGAGCAAGUCACCCACAUUUAUAUUGCAAACCAACGAAGGUUAGAAAGCAUAAAUGAAAUAGAUGUUGGACUGUACAUUGGAUUAAGAAAUUUAACUGUAGUGGAUUCAGGUUUGAAGUUUGUCUCGCGCCUAGCUUUCCUGAAAAAUAUCAACCUGCAGUACAUUAACUUCUCCAGAAAUAAGCUUUCAAGUUUGUCGAGAAAGACUUUCCGUCACCUGAAUUUGACUGACCUGAUUUUAGAAGGCAAUCCAUUCAAGUGUUCCUGUGACAUUAUGUGGAUCAAGGUAUUCCAAGAGACCAAGAAUCCAAAACCAGAAACUCAGGAUAUUUACUGUGUCAAUGACUACAACCAGAGGAUAUCUCUGAUGGAGACGCCAGUCCCAAACUGUGGCUUGCCUUCAGUCAAGCUGAAUACACAUAACCUCACUGUUGUUGAAGGAAGAAGUGUCACAUUAUACUGCGAUGCUACAGGAACUCCACCACCAAAUAUAGCUUGGGUUUUCAGUAAUAUUGUAUCAAAACAUGAGAGUGAUACAAAUAAGAGCCCAGCUUCUCUAACCAUAAGGAAUGUUUCAUCAAAUGACCAUGGAGUGCAGAUUUCUUGUAUAGCAGAAAACAGCGUGGGCGAAGACCAAGCUUCUGUUGACCUCACAGUGUUCUUUCCACCGAAUAUCACAUUCCUGGAAAUGCCAUAUCCGGACCACCACUGGUGUAUUCCAUUCAGCGUGAGAGGGAAUCCUCAGCCUAUCCUGACUUGGCUGCAUGAUGGGGUCAAGCUGAAUGAGUCGGCUUAUAUCUGUACAAAAAUACAUGCUAGCAAUCAGACUGAAUACCAUGGCUGCCUUCAGCUGGACAACCCUACCCAUGUGAACAAUGGCAAUUAUACCUUGGUGGCACAGAAUCAAUAUGGAAGAGAUGAAGCCAACGUUUCUGCUUAUUUUAUGCAAGACCCUGGAGGUAGUAGUCCGUUCUAUGAUCAUGCCGGUUAUAGUGAUUAUGGAACGCCUACGAUUGAUUUUGAAGAUACUACAAACAAUACUAAUACAGUUACUACUACGGGUGUUUCAGAUAACAAUGAAGAUAGCAUCACUGUAUAUGUUGUAGUGGGGAUUGCAGCAUUAGUGUGCACUGGCUUAGUUAUUAUGCUCAUUAUUCUCAAGUUUGGAAGACACUCCAAAUUUGGAAUGAAAGGUCCUUCUUCAGUUAUCAGUAAUGACGACGAUUCAGCAAGUCCUCUCCAUCACAUCUCCAAUGGAAGCAACACUCCAUCUUCUUCUGAGGGCGGCCCAGAUGCGGUAAUCAUUGGCAUGACAAAGAUUCCUGUCAUUGAAAAUCCUCAGUAUUUUGGGAUCACGAACAGUCAACUCAAGCCUGACACGUUUGUCCAGCAUAUCAAGCGCCACAACAUCGUUCUCAAAAGGGAGCUGGGAGAAGGAGCCUUUGGGAAAGUCUUCUUGGCUGAAUGUUAUAAUCUGUGUCCGGAGCAGGACAAGAUCUUGGUGGCAGUGAAGACACUAAAAGAUGCUAGUGAUAAUGCCCGCAAAGACUUCCACCGAGAGGCUGAACUACUAACAAACUUGCAGCAUGAGCACAUUGUGAAGUUUUAUGGCGUAUGUGUGGAAGGGGAUCCUCUCAUCAUGGUCUUUGAAUACAUGAAGCAUGGGGAUCUCAACAAAUUCCUCAGGGCGCAUGGACCUGAUGCAGUUCUCAUGGCAGAAGGCAAUCUUCUAGCUGAGCUAACCCAGUCACAGAUGCUGCAUAUUGCUCAGCAGAUUGCAGCCGGCAUGGUUUACUUGGCAUCGCAGCACUUUGUGCAUCGUGACCUUGCCACUCGGAAUUGCCUAGUUGGGGAAAACCUGCUGGUGAAGAUUGGCGAUUUUGGGAUGUCAAGAGAUGUGUAUAGCACAGACUACUACAGGGUUGGUGGGCAUACUAUGUUACCCAUUCGUUGGAUGCCUCCUGAAAGUAUCAUGUACAGAAAAUUCACCACGGAAAGUGAUGUCUGGAGCCUUGGAGUCGUUCUAUGGGAAAUCUUCACCUAUGGCAAACAGCCAUGGUACCAGCUCUCAAACAAUGAGGUCAUUGAGUGCAUUACGCAGGGCCGUGUCCUGCAGCGACCUCGUACCUGCCCAAAGGAAGUGUAUGACCUGAUGCUGGGGUGCUGGCAACGGGAGCCUCAUAUGAGGCUUAACAUCAAAGAAAUCCACUCCCUUCUUCAGAACUUGGCCAAGGCCUCUCCCGUCUACCUGGAUAUUCUAGGAUAGAAACUCCCAGCACUUCCUCUUGCGGAGUGCAUGAAUGAAUGCGUUCAAUUGCCACUAAACUCCAUUAAAAUGUGUUCUUAACUCUGACAGUAUUAAAUACAAAGAUGCGAAGAAGCUUUCAAAGGGCAAGCUAUGUGCAUUUCUCCCUCUGUAGACAAAGUAUUGACUUUGUGACAUUACUGACAUGCAUCUCUUCUCUUCUCCAUUCUUUCUGUUUCUCUAUUCCCCCCACCCUUGAUUUAUAUUCAAUCAGGCUUCUGCAUUAUUAUAACUCUGCAUAGACAAAGGCCUUAACAACCUGACUUGUUCUAUCAACGGACACUCAGUUUUGCCCAUCACAACUAACAAUGCCUUGUUGUAUUCAUGCCUUUGAUCUGGAUAAAAAAAGGGAAAAAUGACUCAAACUUUGUGAGUUCUGCUGUACGGAUAUCUGGAGCUUCUAUGGAUUCACCUCUGCUUCAUUUGCUUUGGCAUCUGCGUGGAAAACGGAAGACCAGCAUCCUCUAAGGAAUUCUUUUUUCUAGCUGAGAUCAAGCCAGAGGGAAAAAAUCAGCAUAUUGUGUAAUCCACUCUAUAUAGAGAAACGAUAGGAUCAGUUGUACUACUUUAAAACAUAAUGUAAAUUAUAUGAAAGGGGAAGAAUUAAAUGCUUUCCCCUGGGAAAUGUUCAGGGAAGAGUAAAGGUACUUCCAAGUGUGUUACCAUUUUUACAUUGAUAGAUGCAUUAAUGUGGUCUGUGUUGAAAAGUAAAAGGUGUUGCCUACAUUUCCCAGAAUUGCAUAAACCCGAACCUUGUCCUACAAUAGCGAUUUCUGAUGCCCCUCAAACAAGUAUUCUCCAGCUAGUCUCUGAUCAUGCAGGCAAGAGAGCUGUGGCAUAUUUAAAUGCAGUAUAAUUUUCAGGGGCAUUUCCUAAAAUAUGAGGGCUUUGAUAGGAUAGGGCAAGAGCUAGAUAUGGAGGGAUGCUUAUCUUAUAUAGGGCUGUUUUGACAGCACACUCCUA
This is a messenger RNA of Elgaria multicarinata webbii, 3731 nucleotides long. RefSeq names its product neurotrophic receptor tyrosine kinase 2 (gene NTRK2). Gene Ontology annotation, molecular function: brain-derived neurotrophic factor receptor activity; brain-derived neurotrophic factor binding; ATP binding. The record is from RefSeq and is a predicted model, not a curated record. NCBI's taxonomy places the organism in Eukaryota, Metazoa, Chordata, Lepidosauria, Squamata, Anguidae. Gene Ontology annotation, cellular component: axon; dendritic spine; plasma membrane. Gene Ontology annotation, biological process: cell surface receptor protein tyrosine kinase signaling pathway; multicellular organism development; positive regulation of neuron projection development. The transcript is spliced from 17 exons. Bases 231 to 2729 code for a protein of 832 amino acids.